CUCCAUGCGGUUUACAAUGCUGGUUUACCCAAAGACGAUGCUCGCAUUGCUGAUCGCUUCCUUGCCUUGCUGACCUUAUCAGUGCAAACACUGGUAAGAGUUACCAUGGCCCGCUCUGGUCCCAAUGGGGAGUCCAAGUGUGAUUGGACUGUAGAGCAGAUCACGCAGAUCGGCAGAGACAUCUUUGGGGAUGACAACAGGCUCUAUGCUGAGGCGACCCGAUUGAUUCCUGGUUCCCGUGGGCAACCUGAGAAGAAUAACGAGGAACAUCCCAGAAAGAAGCUUCACCACUCCAACAAGAUAACCAAGCAUGAGAAGACAUUUUUCUGCUCGCACCAUGGAAAAAACCCGACCCAUGAGUCCAGCAAGUGUUUUACCUUGAUCAACCACAAGAACAAAGCCAGUAGUUCCAACAGUCGCAAUCCUUGCAGACAUUGUGGUGAAAACUACUACCAUGGUCAUGUCUGCAAAAGCAAGAACAAUGAGCCAAUUCUCAUGGUAUCCCAGUCUCCCGCAAAGGAUAAGUCUGAGCAGAUGCUCAAGACGAUCCAGGACAGGAUAGAUGAAGACAUGGAGGAAAUAUCAUUUGAAUAGAACCAGAAGUUAAUCGGGAUGAUCGAUACAGGCAGUUCCUGCACGUUUAUAAAUUUGAAAUGUUUAAAUAACAAUUUACAAAUAACAAAAAUAAAUUCUUCAAUUGGUUCCUUU
Messenger RNA from Phycomyces blakesleeanus NRRL 1555(-), 708 nucleotides. RefSeq lists its product as hypothetical. The record is from RefSeq and is a predicted model, not a curated record. NCBI's taxonomy places the organism in Eukaryota, Fungi, Mucoromycota, Mucoromycetes, Mucorales, Phycomycetaceae. Bases 106 to 594 code for a protein of 162 amino acids. The transcript has a single exon.